AUGGAGAUAUUUUGGAAAUUUCAGAAUACACGAUUCACGUUUGUUGUAAUCUUACCAACUACACCGGGAAGACUUGAAUAUCCUGAUAAAGUACUGAGAGGUGAAAUCGAACUACCAGAAUUGAUGAAACAACUUCGACCAACUCAAGUAACCCUAGGAUUACCACGGUUCAAGUUAGAUACAUCACUUGAUUUAGUUGGAACAAUAAAAUCAAUGGGAGUAACUGAUCUAUUUGAUGCAAAAUUAGCAGAUUUGAGUGGAAUAACAAAGACUAAGAUUUCCGCUGAUGUUCUUAAACAAAGUGCAUCUAUUAAAGUCAAUGAAGAGGGUGUAGAAGCUGCAGCUGCAACCGUCAUAAGCUUUUCAUUGAGAAGUGCAAGAAGACAAAAGCCUAUUCUAUUCAAUGUCAAUGAAUCAUUCGUUUGCUUUAUUUACGAUAAAGUACUAAACACACCACUAUUUGCUGGUCGUGUGAUUACACCAGUAGCAUUGAAGGAUUGA
Trichobilharzia regenti is the source of this 501-nucleotide messenger RNA. NCBI's taxonomy places the organism in Eukaryota, Metazoa, Platyhelminthes, Trematoda, Strigeidida, Schistosomatidae. The record is from the annotation of a GenBank genome assembly.